Micropterus salmoides (largemouth bass) is the source of this 3309-nucleotide messenger RNA. Its product is annotated as protein phosphatase 1K, mitochondrial-like. Gene Ontology annotation, biological process: protein dephosphorylation. Gene Ontology annotation, molecular function: cation binding; protein serine/threonine phosphatase activity. The transcript has 7 exons. The record is from RefSeq and is a predicted model, not a curated record. Bases 162 to 1313 code for a protein of 383 amino acids. Lineage: Eukaryota; Metazoa; Chordata; Actinopteri; Centrarchiformes; Centrarchidae.
UGAGUAUUCGGCCGCAGCCCUUGUUUGAUAACACAGUUGGGUGGAUCCAAAACACGAGGACGAGGGGAGGACGAGGGGAUUGUCAUUCAUUUUUUAGCGAGUUCGUUUCAUGAAACCAAUCGAGGAUUAAAGCGUAUCCACAAAUCUAAAACAAAAGGGUGAUGUCAGCAGCCUCUCUCAUGCGCCUGGCAAGGUGCAGUGGUCCUCAUGUGGGAUGCAGUGGUCUUUUACAGAAAGCCCUUGUCUACCCACUCACAUUCCAGCAGGACAGCCACCUCCAGUUCACAAUCUCGCGGAGACAAAUUUACACUCCUUCAAGACGACGGCACAGCAACACACGCUUUGAUCCUGACAGCAGUGGCCGCCCCACUACUUGGGAUUCAUUUGGCAUCUGGGACAAUCGUAUUGAUGAGCCCAUCCUGCUGCCUCCCAGCAUUCGCUACGGGAAGCCCAUCCCUAAAGUCAGCUUAUCGAGGGUAGGCUGUGCCUCGCUCAUUGGUCAACGCAAAGGGAACGAAGACCGCUUCCAGGUCUCCCAGAUAACUGACAACAUCCUCUACUUUGCUGUGUUUGAUGGGCAUGGCGGGCCAGAAGCAGCUGACUUUUGUGAAAAAUACAUGGAGAAAUUCAUCAAGGAUCUUGUGGCAAAGGAGUCCAAUCUGGAACUGGUUUUGACGAAGGCCUUCCUUGAAGUAGACAAAGCUCUUCAAAAGGACUUGCACUUCUCCCCAAAUGCCCCCGGGAUGAAUGCAGGAACCACCGCCACUGUGGCCCUGCUGAGGGACAGCAUUGAGCUGGUGGUGGGAAGUGUUGGUGACAGCCGCGCCAUGCUGUGCCGCAAGGGCAAAGCCCUUAAACUUACCAUCGACCACACUCCUGAAAGGAAGGAUGAGAAAGAGAGGAUAAAGAGAAGUGGAGGUUUUAUCACCUGGAAUAGUCUGGGACAGCCAAACGUGAACGGCAGGUUGGCCAUGACACGCAGCAUUGGAGAUUUUGACCUGAAGAACAUGGGGGUCAUUGCUGAGCCUGAGACCAAGAGAAUAUCUUUGCACCAUGCCCACGACUCCUUCCUGGCGCUAACUACAGACGGCGUUAACUUCAUUAUGAACAGCCAGGAGAUCUGCAAUGUCAUCAACCAGUGCCACGACCCCAAGGAGGCAGCUCAGAGAAUAUCUGACCAGGCUCUUCAGUAUGGCUCCGAGGACAACAGCACAAUCAUCGUGGUGCCCUUUGGUGCUUGGGGAAAGCACCAGAGUUCGGACACAAGUUUCUCUUUCAGCAGAAGUUUUGUGUCCAGCGGUCGCUGGGCGUAGUCCGCAGGAUGUUGGAUGAAAAGGUUUGGUCUGUGGACCUAAUUAAUGUGUGCAAUACAAUCGAACAACAGUGCCCUUGCGGAAACAUUAUAAAGAGUGCAGCCUGCCCAAACAAUAAUACCUAAGGGUUACAAUGUGUUAUUUUAGAGUAGCAUGAUAUUUAUUACCCUCUGUGAAGAAAGUGGCAGUGAAUUCAUGACUUGCACUUAAUUAAUUUAAUUCACUUAAAACAUCCUCUUUGUACAAGGUUUUAUCUACUAGUAAGCCAACGACCCUACAGGUGCUAGAAGCUGAGAAGUGUUUGAAUGGCAGACAGGAAGUCACGGUGACAUGCAAGUCGUAACUUAACAAAUAUGUAGCCCGCUCUGCAUAAGCUAAGAUUUAAAGGCUAGUAUUUCUCACUGUCUGCCAUUCAGAUAUACAUUUUUUUUUUUUUUAUCUUUAGCUGUUCAAAAUGCCCAAAUGUGCAUUUUUUAAAUGGUGGUUAACUUAUCUUGGAUGAUUUGCAUUUUCAAAAAACAUAUGCAUCUGAAUUUGACCCAUUUUGAAACCAUUUCUCAGUGUUAAUGGAUUAAAUGCAUAGAAGAAAGUGGGGAAAAUACAAAAUAAUUGAACUGUAUUCAUUUGUCAAUUGAUUGAAACAUUGUAUGAGAAUACAAAAUCUACUAAAAUUUACAAAUAACAUCACUACUACUGAAGCAAGUAUCAGUAGCAAAAUAAGUCUAUGAGUAGGUCUCCUUUUCAAAUUGUGCAUCUAAAUUAGACUACGGAAUUAUAAAAAAUAUCAGCUCUGAAAAUGCUUUGGUCCUGAUUUUCCCCGUGAAUAACAAACAAACACAUUGUUUUGUGGGUUUUAUUUGUACUUAAAAUAGCUACUAAAGCACCAAUAAAAAAACGUUGAUACCGAAUUGUACAAUCUUGAUGGUUUGGGAGAACUGAACUAAACCCUGAAUGUUCUGUGAACUAGUAUGAAUGGAGAUGAUUACUGCUGUUUGCAUGAGUGGCUGACAUUUCUAAAAAUACGGGGGAUAUUAAGAUAAGAUAUUGAAGUUUCGAGCUUGUAUACUGAUGUGAAACCAGUCUUGUUAGGGCACCAAGAAGUGUCCAGGGAAAAGAAAUGUCCAUUUUAUGUUUUGUAUAUAAUUCUAUUUAUGUACAUCUGGAAAACUGUUCUCUGUUACAUUUACUCAAAACUUCUCUAAAGAGCAUCUCUCAUAUCAGAAUAUUUUAUACAUGCAGGACCUUUGCCUAGGUGCUUGUAUUGUGAAAAGCUACAUUAUUUUGAUUGUAACUUGGUUACAAUCAAAAUAAUAUCAAAAAGUCCUUAUUUACACUUCUUAUGUGUCAGUCAGAAAUAGAAAAGCACACUUAAUGCAACACUAAAUAAUUGUUCAGCUAAGAGCCAUGUAUGACAAUGUGAAUGUUUGCUUAAAUGCCCUCCAUGACUGAAGAAUACAAUCAAACCAUGUAGGGUAAUUAAGUUGUAUACAUUGUCUUGACUGACCUACUGUGAGUGGAUACAUUUCCAGUGUAAGGCAGACUUGCACCAUUAGAUCGACUUUACAGGUUUUUUGUUCACUGUUGAUCUUUUGUUUUGUGGUUGUUAAAGCAAAUCACAAAUGCAGCACUUCAUAUUUAUCAGCAUUGUUCUGUCUGUGCAGCCAUCAGUUUUUCCUUUUAUAAAAUGUUUUGUAAAUACUGUUUUCCCCCCUUCAUUCAUAUAUUGAAUGAAACUCUGAUUAUUAUAACAACUUUGUCUUUAUAAUGAACUCCUCCUCCUCUUCCUUUCAAGCCUCCUCAUGUAAAGGUUAUAUAUCAGUUUUAUUUACUGUAUUUUGUUUCACUGCUUUUCAAAUAUAAUCACUGUAGCUGUGUACUCUUUUCUGGGACCUAAAUGUGACUGUUUCAAUAACACUCUGUUCGUAAUGUAUUUUUGGUCUGAAUGGCUUGUGAAUUAAAAAUGUGAAUUUUGGGCAGUGGUGGCCUAAAGGUUAGA